Messenger RNA from Misgurnus anguillicaudatus (oriental weatherfish), 2973 nucleotides. RefSeq names its product GTP dependent ribosome recycling factor mitochondrial 2 (gene gfm2). Gene Ontology annotation, biological process: mitochondrial translation; ribosome disassembly. Gene Ontology annotation, cellular component: mitochondrion. The record is from RefSeq and is a predicted model, not a curated record. NCBI's taxonomy places the organism in Eukaryota, Metazoa, Chordata, Actinopteri, Cypriniformes, Cobitidae. Gene Ontology annotation, molecular function: GTPase activity; GTP binding.
GUUACAUUAACAGUAAAACAUUACGUAACUUCAAGAACAUAAAUUAAAUUUUUGCUGUGAGCUAUGUCCGGAACUUUUUCUGUUCAUUUGUUUCGAACGGACUUAUUUGACUGCUGCACUGAGUGGAGAGUGGAGUGCGUCGAGAAACUGUUACCGGCUGGAAGUUAUCUAUAUUAAAAGCUUUUGACAGUUUUAAUUGUAUUCUGCGUGUUGUCAGUGACAGAAACAAAUAACAGGGGGUGCUCCUGGUGUUGUUUAAUUUAGCGUAUCAUUAAAAUCGAUUUUGACAUGAAUUUAAAGUCCAUACUAACCCAGUCUCACCGUGACUUUGAUCAUGCACAGUCGUGUGGAACUAAAGAAAUUAAGCUGUAAAUCUUUAUUCAAACAUUCACCUUAAAAAUGCACGUUGUAACGAUUCCAGUUCUCCGAGGGUGUAUCCGACACCUCCUGAAUGGAUCCUCGCUGACCUGCAGAUGCAGAAUAGCGUGGAAAAGAAGUUACAGCUUUUUUAGAGAUGAUGUCAAAUCUGUUAAAGCGGUGCUCAACCCGGACAUCUCAAAGAUUCGUAACAUAGGAAUCAUGGCACAUAUAGAUGCAGGAAAGACCACGACGACAGAAAGAAUGCUGUACUACUCAGGAUAUACCAGAGCUCUUGGAGAUGUGGAUGAUGGAGACACUGUAACUGAUUAUAUGGCCCAGGAGAGGGAGAGAGGCAUCACCAUCCAAUCAGCUGCUGUUACCUUUGAUUGGAAGGACCACAGAAUUAACCUCAUUGACACACCAGGUCAUGUCGAUUUUACUUUGGAGGUUGAAAGAGCUUUACGAGUUUUGGAUGGAGCAGUCGCUGUGUUUAAUGCAUCUGCUGGAGUUCAGGCUCAAACCUUGACUGUGUGGCGACAGGCUCAAAAACAUAAAAUCCCCUGCGUGUGCUUUCUAAACAAGAUGGACAAAUCUGCGGCUAGCCUCAAAUACUCAAUAGACAGCAUAAAGACCAAACUAAAGGCCAACCCUGUUCUCCUUCAGAUUCCUAUUGGCUCAGGAAAGGGCUUCACGGGAUUGGUUGACUUGAUCACCAAGCAGAAAAUAAUGUGGCUGGAAAACUCGCUAGCAUCCGAUGGUCGUGAUUUUGAGAUGAGAGCCCUUCAGCCAUCUGAAGACCCUGAGUUGCUUCAGUCUGUCAGUGAGGCCAGAGGAGCUCUGAUUGAACAGGUAGCAGAUCUAGAUGACGAGUUUGCUGAGCUGCUGUUGGGAGACUACGGUGAAAACUUCGAUGCAGUGCCUGCAGGGAAGUUGCAAGAGGCGGUGAGAAGAGUGACAUUAGCACGUAAGGGGGUGCCCGUGUUGUGUGGAAGCUCGCUAAAAAACAAAGGGGUCCAAACUUUGUUGGAUGCCAUAACUGCUUAUCUACCCGCCCCCAAUGAGAGGCAUCACGAUCUGGUGCGCUGGUAUAAGGAUGAUCUGUGUGCACUGGCCUUUAAGGUGAUCCAUGACAAGCAAAGGGGUCCGCUGGUGUUUGUCAGGAUAUACUCGGGAACCAUGAAGGCUCAGUCAGCAGUGUAUAACAUUAACAGAAACGGGACGGAAAGAAUGAGUCGGCUUCUCUUGCCUUUUGCUGAUCAGCACAUAGAAAUUCCCUCCCUUUCUGCAGGAAACAUUGCGCUUACAGUAGGACUCAAACAGACAGUGACAGGCGACACCAUCGUCUCCUCCAAAGCCUCGGCAGCAGCUGCAGUAAAAAGAGCUGAGAACGAAGCUGAGGACAACAGGAGUUCACAUAGGGAAAGCAGCAGUUUGGUGCUCGCAGGGGUGGAAGUACCAGAGCCAGUGUUCUUCUGUUCCAUUGAACCUCCUUCCAUGGCCAAACAGGCAGAUUUGGAGCAUGCGCUUAGCUGCCUACAGAGGGAAGACCCCAGUCUGAAAGUCAGAACAGACCCUGACUCAGGACAGAUGAUCCUGUGUGGUAUGGGGGAGCUCCACAUUGAGAUUAUCCAUGACCGCAUCAAGAGAGAGUUCAACAUUGAAACUCAUCUUGGACCCUUACAGGUGGCCUACAGAGAAACCAUCCUUCAAUCAGCAUCAGCCUCAGAUACGUUAGAUCGGACCCUGGGAGAUAAGAGGCAUGUAGUUACUGUAGAGCUUACAGUCCAUUCUUGGACCGAGUCUGGUACUUCCUGUGACAUCACUUUUGAGGACAAAGUGAAAGCUCAACUCUCUUCUGACAUCAGAGAGGCCGUGGAACACGGAGUUCAAAGCGCGUACUUUCAAGGUCCUGUGAUGGGAUGUCCUGUACAAGGAGUACAAACAGUCAUCCAGCAUGUAAGUUGGGAAUCAGGCACUUCUUCAGCCAUGGUGUCUGCCUGCGUGUCCCGCUGCAUGCUCAAGGCUCUGAGGCUGGCGGGAGGGCAGGUUUUGGAGCCAGUAAUGGAGCUGGAAGUGACGUUGGGAGAGGAGAAUCUGAGCUCUGUACUCGGUGAUCUCGCCCAACGGCGCGGGACUGUCCGCGAGAUCCAAACUCAGCAGGAAAACAAGGUUUUACUGGCUACGGUACCUUUGGCAGAGAUGAUGGGCUAUUCGACCGUCCUGCGCACUUUGACCUCUGGGAAUGCCACCUUUUCUCUGGAGCUGUCCAGCUAUGAGCCCAUGAAUCUUCAAGACCAGAACACACUGCUCAACAAGAUGGCUGGUCUGGCUUGAGCCGAUAACCAAAUCACCAGCUGAAAUGUUAACUGACUAUUGUUACCGAUGCAAAUUUGAUUGGACAAUAAGCGUUGACAUGCUAAAGCCAAUCAAAAAACAGAAGAUAUACUGUAUCCUUGAGACAAAUCUGCAUAUGGACAUUACAAAGACAUGCCCUGAUUAUUUUUUCACGUAUACGCUUAAAAGAGAAACUUUGAAACUAAUUCUCUAAUGAAAAUGGACAGUGUACAGAAAGUAAACAUAUGAUGGUACAUAAAUGCAUAAACAUUUUAUUUA